AUGUCGAAAGACGAGCUUGAGCUUAACGUCGGGAAUCUUCUCCACGAUGAAUCGUCGUCAAGCUUUCGCAAGCGUGACAAUUAUGACGACGAUGCGGUCCUACGGCGGCUUGGGAAGCGGCCGGUGCUAACUCGAAGUUUUGGAUUCAUGUCAAUUCUCGGCUUCUCCUGUUCGGCAUUAUGCUCAUGGGAAAGCAUUCUCCUGACGAGUGUUCCGGGUCUUAUCAUAGGUGGACCAUCCGGUCUUAUAUGGGGGCUCGUAGUCAAUUGGAUUGGGGUUAUUUCCAUGUAUGCGACGUUAGCCGAACUGGCUUCGACAGCACCGACUGCUGGUGGUCAAUACCACUGGGUUUCGAUGCUGGGUCCAAAGUCGUGUUCAACAUUCUUAUCGUACAUGACUGCCUGGCUUACAACAUUAGCAUGGCAAGCAAUUUCUGUUAUGUGCAGUUAUCUUGUCGCGACUCUUCUACAAGGCAUCAUUGUCUUAGCACACCCAACAUAUGUACCUUUGGCAUGGCACACCGUACUGCUCAUAUGGGCUUUCGCUCUUUUCACCACUUUCAUAAAUUCCACCACGAGCCGUAUACUGGCAAAGUUGGAGGCCUUUAUUCUCAUUCUCCAUUUGGCCGGCUUCUUCGGAGUUUUGGUCCCAAUGGUGUAUUUUGCACCUCACAACGAACCGAGCUUUGUUUUUACAACGUUCCUCAACAAUGGAAACUGGCCUACACAGACGAUGGCUUUCUUUGUUGGAUUCCCGACACUUGCUACGGCUAUAGUCGGAGCUGACUGUGCUGUUCAUAUGUCCGAAGAGAUACAAUCGGCUCCCCUAGUUGUUCCUCGGGCGUUGAUGUAUACGGUUCUCAUUAACGGAGCACUUGCAUUGGGUAUGGCUAUCGCCAUGGUAUUUUGUAUCAGCGACUUGGAUGCAGCAAUGGCAGCUGUUGAUACCAUGUUCUACCCUUUCCUCCAGAUCGCGGAUUCUGCGGUUAAGUCGACCACAGGUGCUUGCCUUAUGGCGGGUGUCAUCCUCGCCUUGACAGUGGCGGGUAGCAUUGGUAUAUAUGCCUCGACGGCCCGCAUGCUCUGGUCUUUUUCUCGGGAUAAAGGCGUUCCAUUUUCAAACCAUCUGGUAAAGCUCACUAAGAACACCCUCCCGACGAAUGCAAUCUUUACCACCUUCGCUGUCACCAUACUCUUAUCAUUAAUUGCGCUUGGGUCCGCCGUCGCCCUCCAGGCCUUGUGCUCCUUGUCGGUAGCCGCUCUAUUUGCUUCCUACAUGGUUCCUUGCGCUCUUCUUCUUUGGCGCCGUACUACAGGGAAGAUGCGUCCUUAUUCAGGAGAAACAGAGGACCCUGAUCAAGAAGUUAGUUGGGGACCUUGGCGAAUUCCCGAACCAUUGGGAACCAUUAAUAAUAUAUUUGCUUGCGUAUAUAAUGUGGUAACGCUAUUUUGGUCCUUCUGGCCUCAGACGAACGACCCGACGGCGGAGACGACGAAUUGGAGCGUUCUACCCUUUUGUGUCGUCAUCUUGUUCUCUAUUAUAUGGUAUCCUCUCCAGGCGAAGAAACACUACAAAGGUCCUAUCAGAGAGGUCUGA
Molecule: messenger RNA, 1596 nt
Organism: Daldinia loculata
Lineage: Eukaryota; Fungi; Ascomycota; Sordariomycetes; Xylariales; Hypoxylaceae
Product: amino acid transporter
Exons: 6
Coding region: 1-1596 (531 amino acids)
Biological process (GO): transmembrane transport
Cellular component (GO): membrane
Molecular function (GO): transmembrane transporter activity
Source: RefSeq, a predicted model, not a curated record